Messenger RNA from Dothidotthia symphoricarpi CBS 119687, 903 nucleotides. RefSeq lists its product as uncharacterized. Gene Ontology annotation, molecular function: protein binding. NCBI's taxonomy places the organism in Eukaryota, Fungi, Ascomycota, Dothideomycetes, Pleosporales, Dothidotthiaceae. The record is from RefSeq and is a predicted model, not a curated record. The coding region runs from base 1 to 903 and encodes 300 amino acids. The transcript is spliced from 2 exons.
AUGUCAUUGUCGAGAAUCAUGAUCACCGGGUCAAGUAAUGAUGUGCCUACAGACUGUGACGAGCGCAAUGCAAUCGUGACACGUGCGAAUUCGCAUACAUGCUACCUCAGUAUGCUCCCACCACCGCAAGUCGCAUUGUACGACACCAUGGUUCAGGUUUCGGUAGGUAGAGACGUGCAGAGAAUAUCCCACGUUCACAAGGGCCUCAUAUCUUAUCACUCCGGAUUUUUCGCUCGCAUCUUCGACAAGUCAAUCAGAAAUGAAGCACAGAGUGGCGUCGUACGACUCGAUCAAGACGACCCCGAGAUCUUCAAGUUAUUCUAUAGCUUCAUAUACACUGGCCGGGUGAUCGACUCUAUAAACAUCAACUACGAUGUCCAAUACUGUGUCGCAAACCACCAACAUUCGAUGCCAAUCAAGCUAUACCUAAGCCAUCAAACUCAAGACCACGUACAAAAAUACGCCCAAGAACUGUGCGUAGACAACGUGACUAUUUCAUUCUCGCAGCUGUUCGGCUUAGCAGUCUUUGCACACACAUACGACAUACCCGUCAUACGCGACACGGUCCUAUCACUCGUCUGCCAGAAGAUCUGCACAGAAAGACGACUUCCAGCCGAUCUGCUGCAACACCUGCACGAUCAUCUUCCGCGCGAGUCUAAGCUCGUAGAACUUCUCACUUCAGUUCUGGCAUUCUGUGUCGACAUGCAUUCUAUUAGUUCAUACCGAAACCACAUCCCGCGGGCCAUGAUGGCGAAUAUGUUUUAUUGCCACCGGUAUAUGUAUGCCACCUCGCGUGGUGGUAUCGCUCCUGGGAAAGAUCAGGAGAUGAAUGCGUGUCAUUGGCAUACGGGUUGCGAGCUGAAGGUGAGUAAUUGGGUCGUGCAUUGGUGGGAUGUAGACUGA